Cylas formicarius (sweet potato weevil) is the source of this 4448-nucleotide messenger RNA. RefSeq lists its product as uncharacterized. The transcript is spliced from 4 exons. The coding region runs from base 445 to 2001 and encodes 518 amino acids. Lineage: Eukaryota; Metazoa; Arthropoda; Insecta; Coleoptera; Brentidae. The record is from RefSeq and is a predicted model, not a curated record.
CUUUGUACCAUUUCCAUUCCCAGCGACCAUUCCUUCAGAAAAUGUAUUCAGUCGCUCGAGAGCAUUGGGUCGAAACGGUACGCCUGAAUUACUGUAGUACCGCCGAGUUCGUUGAGCGCAGUAGGCUGUGAAACGGGUUUGAUUUUUUGUGUUUACGUAUAGUAACAGGAUUUCUAAUCAUAUCUCGUGGAUGCUGACAUAACUGGUGGUCAAACAACGUCACGGAUACUUCGUUCUCGCAACGCCGGCCAUAAAGCAGCAUCUUGUACGUGCGCACCGUUAAAGAUUUCAUAACUUUCAUCAGACCAACGUACCCUAAACGGUUGCCGUGAAUUAAAAUCCGCCGGAAGUCGCUCUCUCUUUCGCCGUAAUAUCCGGCUUGACAUUGUUACGGCAGGUUGUUUAAGAAAGUGGCGUGGUCGUGUUGGUUUUAGUCUUACUGAAAUGGCCCAAGACGCGGUAGACAGUGCCGUUUUCACUGCGACAAGUGGGAACACGAAACGAAUGAAGAAAGUCCCCUCCAUCGAAGCACUCAACAGCGAAAUGCCGUGUAAAAACGUACAGAAGGAUAGAGGGAGGAAAAUGUUCAAAUAUCUUCUGAACAGGUUGCGAUUGAAGAAAUACGCAAGCGCGACGAUUUCCCGGCCAGAUCCCACCUACAGGGUUGCUUAUUUAGGGAACGUCGUAACAGGUUGGGCGAAAGGUGAAGGAUGCGUUGAAAAACCACUAGCGACGCUGUGGCGCAAUUACACCCAAUCUUCUAGACCAGAUGUACGCAUGCAACUUACCGUUUCCGGCGGAGGACUCAAGGCCACGACUAAGGACCACGGCCUGACUGAAUAUUGGGCGAAUCGGUUAACUACCUGCGCAGCACCUGCCCAAUUUCCGAGAAUAUUUUGUUGGGUGUACAGACACGAAGGGCGUCGUUUAAGGCACGAACUUAGAUGCCAUGCUGUAUUGUGUCCAUCGGGAGAUGUCGCAUUGCAAAUCGAAAAGGAACUCAGGGAAUCUCUUGCGCUGGCAUUAGCGGAAUUUAAGAAAGACAAGAUAUCCAGGCAGAACGCCAGGCUAAGUCUGGUGAAUUCGGUUUACGAAAAUCCCACAAUUCCUAGGAGGAAAAUUUUACUGAGUACGGGAUCACAGAAUUAUAGACCUCCACUGGAAAGAUCAAAGUCGGCACCUAAACUCUCAAGCAUAGAAGAAAUUUACGAGGAAGAGGACGUAUUCCAAAGCUCGCAUCAAAUAUUCAAGAAUAUUUUGAAAUACUACGACAGAAGCACGAGUUUGUUAGAAAGAAGAAACACGUACGCUGUCAAAGAUACGGAAAACGAAGUCGCCUGCAAACCAGAACAAGUCUAUCACAAACAAACAAAAGUAAAAUUCAACGAAGACACCGAGAACAUCUUGACGCUGGAUGAAAAAAGCGAUUUGAUUUUGGAAGAACUGGUUCAGAGCUCGUUAAGAAACGAUCUGUUGGAAAGUUGUGAAAGAGCAUGGUACACCGCCUUAGGCGAAAAACCCGAUCUUAUACCAAUGGAACACGAUGGGGGAUCACUUUCGAGUGGGUGCGAAUCAUCUUCGACUACAACUUCCGAAUCUGAACCGGGAAUGUCGUGCCCUCAGAUGUAUGCAGAACAACCGGAUAAAAAGGCUGAAUUGGACUUUAAGGUGGGCGGUAGUGUGCUUCCUAGGGUGUGCAGUUUCGAGAAAGUACAUAGCGUAGACUUGCUAAAACACAGUGCAUACAACAGCAAAACUGUACUGGGCCACGAAGAAGUGUCGUUAGUUCCGGUGGGCGAAAGUUCAUCAGAUUUCAGCUCUCUUAAGGUAUACAAGAAAAGGAGCGUUUCGGAAGGAAAUAAGGACCUGUUUGUAUACAGUAUUGUGCAAAAUGAGGAGCACACCAAUAACGACGACGAAGAGUUUCGGAGUUCUUACAGUGAUGAAAGCGGAUACGAGGAGGAAAUAAAUAGCUCUAUCGGUAGUAUCGUUUUGGUGUAGUGAUCUAAACGGGCAAAAAGAGUGAUGACUGAAACUGAUGUCGUUGUUCUAAAGUAGCGCCAUAAAUCAAAUCGGCAGUUUUACUGUGUCACUUUUUAACAUUUGCUUUUGCAUAAGCUUUAUUCCAAUUUUUGUGCAUUUCUAGUCAUUUUGAUCAGUUAAUAUUGGAAAUGUUUAGGUUUAUUUGCAGCUAUUGAUGGUCUCGCAGGUUUUUAGCUAGUCUUAAAAUGAUCCGUGUGUUUUGUGAGCAUGAAUCAAAAUAAAUCUAAAAAAUAUAUUAUUUUCAAUUAAUGAUAAUCAAUUUGAUGUUUCUAUAACUACAAUGGGUAUACACAAAGAUUAUAGCAAAUAUACAGGGUGGUACUAUUUAUACAUCUUUUGGAUUCUUCCCGCGUCUGUUUUGAUAAAUCAAAUUUGCUGACGUUUCGCCAAUUAUCCUGUUAGGUCAGUUCAGCUCUGAAGAAUCCAACAGGAUGAUUGGCGAAAAGUCAGCAAGUUUGAUUUAUCAAAAACCGACGCAGGAGGAAUCCAGAAGAUGUGUAAGUAGUAUUACAGCAGCCUCUAGAAGUUUAUUUGAAAAAUUAUACAGAGCAGUAUUUUUAAAAUAAACAAGAAAAAGUUUAUAUAAAUAUAGACACAGCUUGUUAAAUUUUGAAAAAUGAAUAUUUAAACAGUAAAAAAAACAUCGUUUAAUUUCACGAAGAUUAAAUAUUGAUAAUUUUUGAUGUGGCAUCUAGUUUUUGAGGUAAUUUUCGAUUUUUCUUCGGUAUACACCACUAAGUGAAUUUUAUGAUUUUCUCUUUUAAUGUGUUUAUACAAAUUAUACGAAAAUUCGUCUAACAAUCUACAGGGUGUUAAAAAUUUUAAAUACAAAGAAAAUUUUUUGUUAAUUGGAAAAAACGUAUGUACAUGUAUAGAUAAUAUGUUAACAUUAUCCUUAGAUAGAUUUGCACUUAAAAUUGUGUUAAUCUGAAGAUAAUAUAAACAUAUUUAUAGAGCUUUCAGAUUUUAAUUAAAAAUACAGGGUGUAAUGGACGUUCAGGACAUCUCUUGGAUUUACGAUUUUACUUGUGCCCUGUAGAAAAGAUGACCAAUUAACACCCUGCUCAUAAAAAAGAGAAGUAACCAAGUAUAGUUUUUUGUUUUUAUAUUGAUUUUGAAAAGGUAGAGGAAGGCAUACUUUUAUUUUAAAAAAUGUAAUGGUUGCGUUACCAACAUACGCUAACAUUUAAAUUAAAAUAUUAUGGCUUAAUUAAAUAUUUUAGAGAAUUUAUAUGAACUAUUUGCGUUAAUUUUAAAAAUAAUUUCAAUUGCUAAAUUCCUGCUUUAUCAACACGGGCAAGUGAAAAGCACAUAAGCAUAUCAUUUACAUUUAUCAAAUUGCUGUAUUAUUUCAGACUUUUUUUUUCAUUCAUUAGGAGUUUUAAAGAGACUAAAACUAAAUUUAGUUAAAAUUUUCACAAAAUUGUGUUUAUGACAAGUCUCACCGUAAAAUAGUCUCUCAAUGGCAAACGAUUACUAAAAUAAUGAUGAGACAUUUUAAGGCAGAGCUUUAUGCUGUCGGAAAUGGUAAAUGAUAAAAUGGUUUUGUCGAAUAAAUCCAAAGUUGAAACCCUUUUUAUGCGACAUCAUUAUAUUUCUCAUUGCCUUGAUUCGUUUUAUAUUAACUGCAUUUUCCAACCAGAAUGCGAAGUUUAACUCAGUUAAUCAGUGACGUUAAUAGCUUUACUAAAAUUUAAAGAAAUUGAUGUUUUUUAAUGAUUAAAUAUUUAAAUAAAAUUUAUAUACAAUGAAAUAAAUUGUAUCAACAUUUGCCAACUAUAAUCGGGAAAUGUAUUACAUAACUUGUCUUUUUAAAAAAAUGAACGUACCUACACAAUCCCUAAUACAAAAUAUACGUUCAGGACUAUAAUGAACGUAUAUACUUAAACCAUCACUGUAAUUUUCAAUGUACAUAUUUAUAAAACAAAUUAUUGUAAAAUGGCGCUGUGAAUGUGAUAAUAAGUAACUUGUUAUAUUAGACAGUAGCAUUGAAUUGUUACCUAAGUGAAUAUAUUUUUGUGGCUAUAUUUAAAAAAAAAAUAAAAAUAUAUCGAAUGUGUCAUGUUAUUCAAAUCGAGCAUAUCUAACGAAACUUAUAAAAUACUUAAAUCAUUAAAUAAAAUAUUUUCACAAUUCGGUUGGUACCUGAAAAUUUAACUGCUUGGUGGAUAUUAAAAUGGCAUCCUCACUCAGUAUCAAGGUGUACUAAAACUUAAGUAUUGGUGAAAUAAACAGAAACUUAAAAAAAAAAAUUGAAAAGUCCCAGAACAAAUGCGGGAAUAGUUUUUGGCGCUCUUUUUAUUAUAUGCUGGCCAAAAAUAAGAAAAGAAAACUAGAAUUACUUAACCAAUCAUGAAAAAAAAAAUCCCAGAAUCAAUAGAAUUCUCUAAACAACCCAACAAUCA